This is a messenger RNA of Dermacentor andersoni, 2444 nucleotides long. NCBI's taxonomy places the organism in Eukaryota, Metazoa, Arthropoda, Arachnida, Ixodida, Ixodidae. The record is from RefSeq and is a predicted model, not a curated record.
ACAAGGCCCGGGAGACGGACGCCGAGAAAGCUGGAGGGACGACACCUGACAGCCGCGAUUUGAGGAAGGCAACUGAGGAACGUGCCGAAAUAGGCGACACACAAGAGCUACUGCCCUUAAGUCAAGCAAGUGAAGAGGAAGACAUGAGUGACAGCACCGAGAGCACUACGGCCGAAGAUCAAGCAGACGCUACGGGGGCGACCGCGGCACGCGGGAAGCGUCCCAGAACAGGCAUUCCGAAGUUGACGGAGGACAGCACCGAACGCAAGGUCAAACGCCUGGAGCGUCAGUGGCAUCGCGUUGCUGGCGCCAAGGGUAAAAAAUAUGUCCCCGAAGUCCGGUCAGCGUCUUCGUCGCCGGUUCGGGGUCAGGGACGCGACAAGUAAUACCCCGGUAUUCCCACUGCAAGGUAGAGCCACGGUCCUGCAUCAAGUUCUUCGACCGAGCAGCCGCGGACAUCGUCGAGAUCUGGAGCGCCUCCGGCAUCGACGCCCACGUCUGGACUGCAGUGGCGAGCUUUGACAGCCUCUUCACCCUCGCCGUCGGCAACGUGCUGCAAUACGCCAUGCAGUCCGUCGUCGACGUGCGCUGGAGAGAUGACGACAACGCCUCAUCUUUGACGGGUGCGUACAUCGCAGCGGGCACGGCCAUCGCUCGACACCUUGAACCCCACUCUCGCAAGCUCCUCGUCGUACGCGCCAUCCAAGCCCUCGGCGACAUCGUGACGCGCGAUCGCGUCCCGGAGAUCGAACGCAUCGAUGACAUCGUGGCACAACGGACGUUCCAGCUGCGCUCGGCGUCCGAGACCACGGUGGUCACUCUGCGUGAUCUGGACACCCCGAAGACCAACUGGUCGCGAGUUCUCGCAGAUUACGCGGACAUGGCCGGCAGGCCAGAGCCUUCGAGCGCGAUUGUGCAAGACCAGGCUGGCGUUCGGGGUGUUUUAGAAGAACUCGCAAACGCCGACCUGCGAGUCGUAUCCGUGUACCUGACGCUUGUGCCCCUGGCCAAGUUCUUGGUCUUGGAGAGCGAAGUCCAGCGCCGCGUCGUGUCUGGAGGUGACGCCCAGGAGAGGCGCACCAAGCGCGAGGCAUGCGUCCGCGUCUUGGAGCUGCUGUUCGGGGACGGCUACGGGUCGUGGCUCUCCGCGAACGUCCUGAGGCCCGGAGUCGCGGACGACGUCGCACAGAUUGUCAAGGACGUGGUGGCGGUCGCCAAAGACACGAACAAGGUUUUCUGGCGCAUCCCUUUGAAACACGAACUCGUCGUUGCGCCAGCAUGCUUCAGAAGCAGUGAGUAAUGCGAAAAACUAAGCUAAACUACGUAAACCUCAAGAAGGUUCUUGAAAGAAGUCUACUAUACAGUCUAUAUACUCCGUAAUCUUCAGCUUGAUUUAGGCUUUCGCAUUCAGUGUCCCUUUGGGGACAUAUACCGAAGAGACUAGUAAUUCAUUUUUCGUAUAAACUCACACUAAUGGCAAGACGACAGUCUUCGGUACUGUGCCUUUUCGCUGUGUUAAAGUCUUCAAGGUGCUAUGACUACAAUAUAUUCCUACUCAAUCUCAAACAUUAUUGUAAACCUCCUUGUCCCAUGUUCCGAUUUACUGAACAGUGAUUCGCCGAUCCGAGGGAGGGCUACGGGAACCACAGGCCCAGGAUGCUUCCGUGCCGCCGAAGCUCAGAACGGACUUCGUCUCGAACACGAUCCUCUUCUCCCGCCAACGAAGCCGCAACGGUGCGACGUGCGAGCCGCUGAUCAGUCUGGCUGCGACUGCCAUGCGUUGGGACGAUGCUGAAGCACCGCUGCGCCUUCUCGUGCCGGACUUCUACCAUGCCGGCUCCACUGAGGCAGCCGUCAACUACGCCACGCUUGCAUACCACCUCGCCGCGCUCAGUUUCCGCACGGCGCUGUCCAAGAAUUGGACUUCGUCGUCCGACUAUGGACCCUGCAUCGCACACUACGUCCUUACCCGCCUCAGAAUGUUCCCGCCUGGACUUAGCUGGGACCAUGUCAUCGGUCGCCACUGGGCUCUCCAGGUGGCGCUGUGGGCGGCCGCGAAUCGCGACUCCGAAUUCAACUCGAGCGUAGACCUCUCGAGGCUUUUCUUUCUGCGCUUCGGACACACGUGCUGCUCGCAAGCGGCGGUUCCACUUCAACCUCGCGAAUACGAUGACGUCAGCGAGACUGACAGAUCGCGGGCGUCGUGCAACGCCAUUGCCAUGCCUUUGCCUGCCUUUGCCUAUGCGUUCGAUUGUGCAGGCAUGCCGCGCAUGGAGUGCUGAGCCUGCGGCACCUGUGAGAUAUUCGCGUCGCACCAAAAAUUGACCACUUGUCCCCGUCCUCCCUGCAGUAUGAACUUUGACUACGCCGCUUUAGAGUUCCUUUCUUGCUUUCUUUCCCUCUUUUUUAUUGUUUACCUAAUGCAUUCAAUUUAUGGUAUCGUG